CACAGUACACUAUUACUCACACACAAAACCACUCCUCCCACCUAGUAUUUAAACUAUUCCCCCCGCGUAUCAACAUCAGAAAAAACCCUUUGUGGAAUUAUAAGACUUUGUUUUACAACUUUAUACCUAACUGAAAUAACCCAGUUUUUCUUUUGGAACGUUCAAGGCUCUCAUCAUCCAAGGGUCUCAAACCUGUUGGCUGCACAGUUCUUAGACCAGCCGAACAGUAAGUGACAGAUAGGAUGUGUACAGGUAAAUGCUCCCGGUGUAUUGGGGUGACGCUGUACCCUCUAGCAGUCAUCUCCAUCAUCUGUAACAUCAUACUGUUCUUCCCGGAUUGGGAAACCAGUUACGCCAAAGAUGGAUACAUCACAGAAGAGGUGAAGUACAUGGGAGGACUGGUUGGAGGGGGACUAAUGGUGUUGGUACCAGCAUUUUACAUCCAUGUUACUGGACAGCAGGGCUGCUGUGCCAAUCGCUGCGGGAUGUUCCUCUCCAUUGCCUUUGCUGCGGUCGGGGUUGCUGGCGCCCUCUACAGUUUUAUAGUGGCAAUGCUUGGCCUAAUUAACGGGCCCUACUGUAGAGUGUUGCUGGUCUGGAUGACUCCCUUCAAAGACAGAGAGAACAGUUACCUGAACAACCGUGAUCUGUGGGGCUUGUGCACAGCGCCUAACAACGUGGUGGAGUUUAACAUUGGGCUGUUCGCCAUCCUGCUGGUGACCAGCUCUCUGCAGCUGGUGCUCUGUUGCAGCCAGAUGAUCAACGGGCUCUUCGGAUGCCUCUGUGGAACCUGCACCAACAAAGGGGUUGUUUAAUGGAAGGAAGACUCCUAUUCUACACUCAAUCCAUGAUGAUUGACUGGUGCCUCUAAGUGGACCAAGAAAGAAAUUGGCUUCAAUAUGUUUGCAAUGCGAUGCACACCAUUCUCACUUAUUUGAAUGUUUGCAAUGUGAUAUACCUUCUAAAUGUUCAUUUUAGUCAUUUAGCAGACGCUCUUAUUCAGAGUGACUUACAGUUAGUGAAUUCAAUUAACUGUUAAAUGUAUUAAAUGUAUGCACACAUGACUGUAAGUCGCUUUGGAUAAAAGCGUCUGCUAAAUGGCAUAUUAUUAUAUUAUUAUUAUUAUUAUAGGUAGGUAAGACAACCGCAUAUCAAAUUAGCAUUUGUGGGUAUAGUUAGAUGCAAAUGUAGAAUGUGUUUAAAUGUGUUUUAAACAGAAAUUAACGCUUUGUCCGAAACAUGGAUUGGUGUCAUUUCAGAAUUUUUCAGUAAACUCUUUGUAUACAUUUUCUGAAAUAAAAUGAAAUAUUUGUUAUUCUUUAA
Coregonus clupeaformis (lake whitefish) is the source of this 1323-nucleotide messenger RNA. It is a transcript of the gene tm4sf21a, whose product is annotated as transmembrane 4 L six family member 21a. The coding region runs from base 243 to 815 and encodes 190 amino acids. The transcript has 5 exons. Gene Ontology annotation, cellular component: membrane. Lineage: Eukaryota; Metazoa; Chordata; Actinopteri; Salmoniformes; Salmonidae. The record is from RefSeq and is a predicted model, not a curated record.